AUGACGCUAUUUGUUUUCAGUUUGCUAUGUGCAUUUCUUCAAGUCAGUGAUCAAAAUCCAACCAACCAGUGGACUAUGAUGCCCCACGUUUUGGUUGUGGUGAUGGACGGCACUUUGGACCAGCAGCCCUUGAGCUGCCUGGAGCAGCCAGAGAAGCUUCUGAGGAGAGACAACAAGGAUGGGGAUAUUUCCUGGAGGAAGAACGGCGAGGAGGAAGGACAGAGAGGAAACGUAUAUCUGCUGGACCUAAAGAAUAGCUUUGCAGGGGGAAACUACACCUGCCACAGCAAGGAUGGGUCACUCCUCAAUCACACCGAGGUCCUUAUCCAAGAUGACGAAACUACCAGUAAAAGAAUUAUUGUGAAAACCGGUCAAGGAGAUCAUUUAUAUUGCUCUGCUCAAAAUUACAACGGAGAGUUCCACUGCUCUUGGACCUGGCAGAGCCGGCGCGUUGGACAAGUAGCAUUUUUAAAAGCUCGACGCAUUUCUGACGACGACGACGGCCAGUGUUCUUUGGAUGAAAGCGGUCGGCUCUGGACAUGCUCCUCGGGUCAGAGUAACUUUGGCUGUUCAGUGGACGACAGCGGACACAGGAUCUUGUGCCUGGACCAGCAACACUGCCCCUACGCCGAGGAGAGCCAGCACAUCUACGUCACGGUCUACAUGAAGUCGGGGUACCUGGUGGAGAGCUACUCCAAACACUUUUACAUGUCAGAGAUAGUGAAACCUGACAAGGUGGCGAUCACUAAAGUCAACACCACGAUGAUAGAGUGGACUUACCCGAGCUCCUGGAGCAGUCCCUACUCCUACUUCCCUCUCACUUUCCAGAUUGCACAGUUUAGGGAGCGAUGCAAAAAGUGUGACAAGCAGUGCACUGACUCAAAGGCCAUUAAGACCUCGACAGUCCACUCUACUUGUCAGUUCAAAGUCAAGCACAGGGUUAAGGCCGUCUGCAUCCGGGCGAAGGAUGUCCUAUGUAACUCCCAGUGGAGCGACUGGAGCUUUAUCAGAUUGAGGAGACACAAGAAGAAGAAACGUCAGCAAAACAAAUAACUAAUGUUACAGAA
Molecule: messenger RNA, 1067 nt
Organism: Cyclopterus lumpus (lumpfish)
Lineage: Eukaryota; Metazoa; Chordata; Actinopteri; Perciformes; Cyclopteridae
Gene: il12ba
Product: interleukin 12Ba
Exons: 7
Coding region: 1-1053 (350 amino acids)
Molecular function (GO): protein binding
Source: RefSeq, a predicted model, not a curated record